CGAGUGUAAAGAGGUAAGGAACGCCUGACGGUUUUCGCUUGUUCCUUGGGCUGGUGUAAAUGCCACCCGAAUGAAAUGGCAAACACAGGGACAGAAAAUACUUCGACAAAGUCGGAUUAUUUACCAAUAGAAAGUAGACACCUUCUUCUACCUCCGCUAGAAGAGUUAGUUCAAGUGCUUAAGGCUGGCUUAGCCAAGAACUUUUCAAAUGUUGAGGUUGAAGUGGUGGAUUGUCCUGAUUUGAGAGAGAAGCCAUGGAAACUAGCUGCUCCUGGUAUUUGUGGGAGAACCAGAAUUGCUGAUGUUGGUGGUCCACCAUAUCUCAUACCUCUUCCUAAUCUUUCCAAGUUAUACAUUAAAUGUUGCUGCAUUGUUCAUCAGGUUCUGAAGGUUUGCGCCAGCAAGAGGACUGGGGACGAGAAUUUUAUCACGUGCAUGCGACACACGCUAGCUGGUCACUAUGGAAACAGGCCAGUUGGAGUGGGUGGAGUUUUUGUGAUAGAGAAGGGCAAGGCCAAGAUUCACAUCAUGCCCAAAUUUUCCGAAACUCCACUCAAGACGGACACCGAUGUCAACAACUGGCUCAAGUUCUACAAUAUGAGCGCACCAUUAGUAUGUGUUGGAGUCUUCGAAAGCCACGAUCCCGGUUUGGACUUGCGCAUUGAACACUUUCACUGCUUCAGUGAUCACGGAGAGGGUGGACACUAUCAUUAUGACGUCACGCCUGUUGACGUGCAGUACACUGGUUUCUUUAGCCUCGCAGAGAAGGUUUACAGAAUAGACCGACCACAGACGACGCACAACGUUGGAAGAGACUGAGAGGCAGAAAUAAUGAACAAAUAAAUAUAGGCUUCCUUCCUUGUCCUGGAAAAAUAACUAUUCUUCGCUCGCUAAUGGUACCUGGCACUGAAAUGAACAAUUCACAUGGUCUUGAAAUUCGAUGAGAUCCUGUUUUGCGGGAUUAGAUAGAUAGCGAUCUUUUUAAGUAUUCACAUAAAAAUUGCAAAUGGUGCAUAGAAAUUCAUAGUAAUAUAAUAAAUGAGACUAAUAGUUAUGGUGGAGCAUAAAUUUUGAAGAGUUGUGUUUCAUUAGUUGCAUUGCACAUCCUUACUGCACACGAAAUACCCAUAUACCCUUAUACCCU
Orbicella faveolata is the source of this 1144-nucleotide messenger RNA. RefSeq names its product beta-keto L-gulonate decarboxylase-like. The record is from RefSeq and is a predicted model, not a curated record. Gene Ontology annotation, molecular function: hydrolase activity, acting on ester bonds; zinc ion binding. Lineage: Eukaryota; Metazoa; Cnidaria; Anthozoa; Scleractinia; Merulinidae. Gene Ontology annotation, cellular component: nucleus.